AUCCGCAGGCUUCCGCGCGCUCUUCCGGCCAUUCAUACGCCUACUCUGUGAGUCUUGGGAUCCUGAAUUCCGUGUCCAGUCGGACCAGAAGGAGGCUGAGCCGCUAGGAUGAAGCUCGUGAGAUUUUUGAUGAAAUUGAGUCAUGAAACUGUAACCAUUGAAUUGAAGAAUGGAACACAAGUCCAUGGAACAAUUACAGGUGUAGAUGUCAGCAUGAAUACACAUCUUAAAGCUGUGAAAAUGACCCUGAAGAACAGAGAACCUGUACAGUUGGAAACCUUGAGCAUUCGAGGAAAUAACAUUCGGUACUUUAUUCUACCAGACAGCUUACCUCUGGACACAUUACUUGUGGAUGUGGAGCCUAAGGUGAAAUCUAAGAAAAGGGAAGCUGUUGCAGGAAGAGGCCGAGGCCGAGGUAGAGGAAGAGGACGUGGUCGUGGCAGAGGAAGAGGGGGUCCUAGGCGAUAAUGUCUUUCGAGAUUACUGUUUCAAAGUGAUAAAGAACUGGGGGAUAGUUUUUGUACAGGUUUUGUUUGUUUGUCAAUUUUUAAUAAACUUUAAGUGUGGGGGAUGGAGUUUUCUGCUGAUUAUCAAACCAAAGUUUCAGUGUCUCUUAUGUACACAACACAGUAUAUUCAGUUUCUGGCAUCAGUCACAUAAAAUAUAUAUAUGUGCACUGAACAUGCAUUUAAUUUCUUUGAGUACAUUAUAUGGUGCUCCUUUUGAGAUGAAAUAAACUGGUAUUUCAACAGAGUCCUUAUGAGAUGGCAUCUAAAA
Messenger RNA from Onychomys torridus (southern grasshopper mouse), 777 nucleotides. RefSeq names its product small nuclear ribonucleoprotein D1 polypeptide (gene Snrpd1). The transcript is spliced from 4 exons. The coding region runs from base 109 to 468 and encodes 119 amino acids. NCBI's taxonomy places the organism in Eukaryota, Metazoa, Chordata, Mammalia, Rodentia, Cricetidae. Gene Ontology annotation, cellular component: U12-type spliceosomal complex; U1 snRNP; U5 snRNP. Gene Ontology annotation, biological process: RNA processing; spliceosomal snRNP assembly. The record is from RefSeq and is a predicted model, not a curated record. Gene Ontology annotation, molecular function: RNA binding.